GCCAUUGAUGCGCAGGAUAAAAUCUCAGAAAAUGUCGAGACAUAAACAACGACUGACCUGUCGAUGGAAAACAUUAAGCGAACAGUCGGCAUGAACACAAAUAGCGCUACAGUCUGUGAUUAUCUGCGUUUUGUCGCAGGUCCGUCCAUUUUACCGUCUGCGUUCUAAGGGGAUUCAAAAUGACCAAGCGAAAGACUGUCGGCGGUGAUGAUUUGGAUGGUGAUCAAUCGGUGCCUUUACCCAUCCAAACCUUCUUUUGGCGUCAGAUCAGCCCCUUCAUCCGGCCAAAACAGGGAAAGAUGUGCGAUGCAGCCUGUGUGUCGUUCGAGCGUGUGGUCGUCCAGAACAUCCUCCACGGCCUGUCCCCGAGCCUCUGCGAGGCCAUCCAGAGUGUGUCCCGCUGGAAGACCAUCCAGGCUGCCUUCCCCCACUUGAUGCACGCCAGCUCCAGCCUUCUCACCGUACGCAAACAAACCCAUCCAGACCUGAGAUUUGGACCCAGUGAAACCAAGCUGCUAUACACCCUGCACUGGAUCAUGCUUGAUGCUGCAUCGGAAUGUGAAGAUGCUGACACCGAGAAACGCGGCGGCCAUGUUGCCAAACACAUCGGCUCGCCUCUGUACAUGCACUCUCUCAGCACUGUGCAGCUGUUUGUGUAUCUGUUUGCACCUGUUAUCCAUACAAUGAAAGAUUCAGAUUUUGAUUCUUUGAAACUUGAGAAUGGGUUGAGAUUAUGGCAGCCGCUCUGGGAUUAUCGUCAACCAGAUAUCCCCUGUUUUUCUACUCCUGUUAAGCCGCAGAGAAGUGUCUUGAAAGCUACGAGGAACUUGUUGAAAGUCAACACAAAUGCUGCAAACAUCUAUAUUGGGAAAGGAACAUCCCGGGAGAAUUUGUUCUGCUUUGGGGAGGAAUCCACGAGCCGGAACAGUUACACAGAGCCUCAGUCACCAGGGGCUCCCAUUGCGCGAAUGAGCGACAUAUGCGCCUUCUCCGCAGCUGCAUCAGAUUCCCACACUGCUACGAUGGAUGUUAUCUGUGAAAAUUGCAACACUGUGAUGCAGCUGCGACCCAAUGAUGGCCCUCUGACCUGUCGGUGCGGUCAGAAGGAUACCCUAGUGGCUUUCCUUCCAGACUCCAGACUGUAUGCUUUUCACAAGCUUACAUCUGCAGUGGACAAGGAUUAUGUAAAACAGAAACUUGCAAGUGCAGUUACCAGCGGUACCCGGGCUCCCGAGGGACCGGAUAUCCUCAGUGCGAGCUACUUGGAUGUUGCAGUGUUGAGGUGUCUCUUCUGUCUGAACUGGAACGAAGAUGGAAUCUAUUGGGCGCUGAGGUACAUGCAUCAGAGGAUGCUGGAGGUCAGUGAUGAGUAUAUUCAUAUAGAGCAGUGUGAGAGAAGCAGGAGCAAGUCCCUUCCUGUACCUGACCUUCAGGUUCUGGCUGGUGGACAUAGCAAAGCCUGCUCCCCUGAAGACCGCUCUGCUGGAGUCAGUCCUACAAGCCCAGACUCGAGAGCAACAUCUCCCCAUAGAAAUAUAUCCCCGACAGACCCCAGACACUCUUUCCCUCCAGUGGGUUCCUUCAGUGGGCCAGAUAUGAGGAAAGAGCCACCUUUUAAGAAGAUUAGAGUGAUCGAGCUCAAGCAGUUCUUUGACACAGGGAAGUCGUUCUUAAGGAAGAAGGACAGCAGUGAGUUGGAUGGCAGUGGAUCCCAGUCCCCUAAAACAUCCAAACAUGACCAUGGAAGCAGCAGCCACAUCUUCUCACGGGCCUUCAGGGAUGAUUCCUCCAGCUCUUGCACAAUCUCAACCCUUGACACAGAGUCGGAUGUGAUCAGACCCAACUCGGCCAUGGGAAGCUAUGCUGGGUAUGGACGGGACAGGGAUGACAGGUUCGGAGGAUUGGCUUCAGGAUUUGGAGCACAGAGGAAGAGUAUGCCAACACUGCCUCAGUCUGAUAAGGAGUCGUUUGGGAGCAGCAGUCAGCACAGUGGACAGGAUUCCUCAACGUCUUCACAAGCUGACAUUCACUUGAAGCCAGAGCCCAUUAAGAGACCUAUAAUUACAAUCACGGAACACAGCCCAGAACCAAAGAACUUGCCCAAUCUGUCUGCAUCCAACUACGAACUCUCUGGGGGCUCGGACAACCGGGAUGAUGAUGGGCUGUACCCUAACUUGCCAAGGAGUAUGACCGACUCGAAUAUUAGUUACAAGCCCGAGGAGGACAUUCAGGAGGUGUCAGGGUCGAAACAUUACAUUCAGGACAAUGGGCACAUUAACUAUAAGGUUGUGCUGAGAGCGGUGCACUUUGUAGCCAUGAACGAACGAUCGCCUCGGAUCUGUGAGGUGCUGCUGAACAUCCUGAACUGUCUACUAGACCUGGACAUCAUCGAGACCAAGUCCUCCCCACCCAGGUCCCCCGCCACCCCCGAAAGCCAGGACACAACCGACAAGCCGCCUCCUGUUGAGAAGCCAGCGGAGUCGGAUGGGGACAAGGAUAUUACAGCGCAUAGCCUGGCCAUGGAUAGCUUGUUCAGGAUCUACAAGGCUCUUGGCUGCCCCCAGGGAUGCGGCGAUGGGAUUGUUGGGCCUCAGGGAGACCAUCUUCGCAUGAAGGGACAGAACUGUCUGCAGCAUCUUCACAAGCUCAACCCUCCUCUCUUCCACAAGUUCCUCCGUGGAACGGUCAAGCGGUGCCCCCUGCAGGACACGAUCGACUUCCUUCACGCUUUCCUCGGGUUCUGUGUCGACCCCACAGUGCACACACAGUCGCCACAGCCCAACAAGAAGUCAGUAUCCCAGGAGAACUUGCCCCGCAACUGCUACGCCAACAACUUUGGCCACAGCAUCGGCGGCGAGGGCUACCGCGGUGUGGAGGGUGUCCUCAUAGCGAACCUCCUGAAGCCCUUUGUCUCGCGAUGUGUGGAGAGUGUGGGGGAGCUGUAUGGCCACGACAACAUUGGCCUGUUCUGCGAUGUGCGGCAGAUGAUGGCGUACGUGAAGGAGGUGCACGGAGGACAGUUCAGGAAGUGUGCACUCAGUGGCCUCCUGGACUCGCUCCAGAAGCUCCGCAGACAGAAGAUGGAGAAGGACAGGGAGCUGAACAGUAAACCUGCUAAACCUGUCAGGAGAACAACAUCCAUCACUUCUGAGAGUGGAGAUGAGAAGGACCCCCAAAAGUCCCCUAACUUAGUCAACAGCGAAGACGGCCAUCAGACCAGCGGCAAGUCCCGAAGGUCCAUCUUCAGGAAGAAGGUCAAGAAGGUGGCAAAUUCGCUGAUGUUCCAAUAUGCCGCGAGCGACUCAGAGAUCAUCGAGGACAUGGGACACGGGAAGCUGAGCCCCCGAACCAGUAUAUCAGCAACUGAUGAUGAACCACCGUCAGGAACCAGCACACCAAGAAGACGAUUUAGUAAAUUCAAUAUUGGGUGGAAAAGAGGCGGAGCCAAGUCGGACCAUGAGGAGGAAUCAGCCAAUGAACCGCCACCUCUGGACCGUAGAGAAAGUAAGAGUGAGAUUCAGGUUCACCGGAAAGGUCGCAUGUCUUUCAAGGCUGCCAGUCAUGCAACCUUGACCUUUCUCAGUGCCAGAAAGAGGAUUGAGGACGGAAUAAAGACCUUGGGAAAACGUAUGACCAAACGCGGAAGUCAUGACGAUUUCCGCCAUCCUCGAACUGGUGUGAACAGAGACGGAAACGCUGAUACCAACUUUGAGCAAGAGAAGCGAUUAGUUGACAAGUUCCUCAUCAAGUCUGGGAUGCUGAGAUUCUCCUUCCUGCUGGAGUGCUGUCACCCCGGCGUCUUCCCCGACCCACAUCUUGUAGCAGCCAUGUUGGAUUUGGAUGCCCCUGUGUCGGCCAGGGCUUCUCUGCUGUUGGAGUGCGCCCACUUCAUUCAUCGCUGUAACCGUGGUGACUGGCCGAACUGGAUGAAGCUGAACUUGCCAAGUUUCCGGCACACUGUGGCGGCCCUGCAGAACCGCGGCCAGCCGUCAGGGUACCGACGUAACCUCAUGCUGCAGAAGGCUGCGGGGAGACUCUUCUACUCCUGGGCGGAGAACCUGGGCAACCAGAUGGAGUACAUACUGGCCAAAGAGCACAGCGACAGACUGGACAUCAUCAACGACGUCAAGGACGAGGGACGCAGGAAGGAGCUCAGGACGGAGGACGAUGAGGAGGACUUCCUGGAUGAAGCGUCUGUGAACAGUUCUGGGACUGAGUGUCCAUACGCUCUGAAGAUGCUGGGCUGUCUGGUCCUGAUGGAGAUCACCACCUUCUUGAGGGAGACGUUCCAGUACCUGCCUCGCUCCCGCAGCCAGAAGCGAGAUCACAUCUGGGAGAAGACAGUCACGUCACGGCGUUUCAGCAGCAUCGUCAGCAGCCCCGGACACUCCGACAAGAGCUCCGAGUCCAAUGUUGCUGAUCUUCCACAGAGCACAGGUCCUGUCGGAAGUCCUGGAGAUCGCAAGAUCAGCUUCGCGGUGCUGACAGAGAGGUCCGACUCCUUCCACAGUAGCACGACGUCCAUCUCCGUCCUGGGCAGUCUAGACACCGGGGAUGAGAAAAAGGACAGAGGCAGGAGAUUGGCCCAGGGUCGUCAGAAGCUGCUGCGCCACUUCCGUCGGGGUUCGGGGCAGCACAACGCCAGCUUCCGCCACAACCGCAGCUUCAAGCUGAAGCGAGCGGAGGGCGGAGGGGGGAGCAUGAAGCAGACUAGCAGUAUCAACCACAGCUUCAAGCUGAAGAGACCCGAGGCCGACUUCGAGAGCAUAAAGCACGCAGGCAGUAUCCGGUCCCGCAAGGUGAGCAGCCAGUCCCUGCAGUCGGAGGCCAAGUUUGUGGAGGAGGAUCCAGGUGUGGAGGACACCGAGUCGGUGACCAUGCUGAGUGACGACACCCAGGAGAGCCCCGUGGAGAAGGAUGAGGAGGCGGAGGAUGAGAAACUCUGCUCCAACUUCCCCUGGAUCAAGGUUGUGGUCCAGCUUGCCAACCUCUCCAACUUCAUCUGCACCCACCAGAACUACUGCCACCCCAACUGUUACGAACGCCAACGACGAAGCUGCUCACGCCUCAUAACAUCACUGAGGAAGGUAUACCAUUCCACAGAGGAGGACGAGAAACUGGACGCUCUGAAACCUGACCUGAAGAAGGACAACCUCCGCGAGAAGCUCAAGAGAAGGGAGUCCAUUUUUCAACUGACCUCCCCAACACGGCGCCGAGAGAGCACCCCGCUCUUGGAAAAGAUCAAGACGGACGUCUCCAUGACCAAACUGAAGCUCAACUCCACAUGGAAGAAAGACGACAAGCCCAAGGAGGUCAAAGAGGAAGCCCCGGUCGUCAAGUACUUGACUUCACAGGCUCAACGACUGACGCAGUGCCCAAUGGCUAUCCUGACCAAGGCUGCUCCGAUCCUGCGAGUGGAACACUUCAUCGACAUCAUGCCUGUAGCGUGGGAGUUGCUCCUUGAGUCUGACCAGGAACUAGCUGCAGCUGCAGCCACAGUGUUCCUGCUCUCGUCCGCCAAGUCCCCAGACAAGGCUCGCAACAUGAUCGUGAAGGAGCUGCAGCAUGAAGAGACGGGUCAGAGGAUCAACGCUGUACUCAGAUUUGGUGCUUUAUGGAGAUACAGGUACCAAGUUUGGCCACGAAUGGAAGAGGGCGCCAAUAAUUUGUUUAAGGUGCCACCCCCCAGUAUUGACUUCACCUUGCCGUCGCCAACCAUCGGCCUCCCCAAACUGACGGUGGUCGAUCCACCAUGGAUGCCGCACUUCAAGGCCAAGAUUGAAGAAGUUACCCUCAACCUUGAAGACACGAAAUCACUGGUAACUACGACGACGACAAGACGCAAACAACAGCAAGAAAUGAUUCGCCGAGCUCUUCAGGCUGAGGAGGAGAGAAAGCGAGUUGGGCGCGAGAACUUCCCCAUGACAACGAUUCCUGUGUGUCAGUUGGCGGCGUUUGAGCCGGCACUCCACCAUGCAUCAGAAGACCACGAAGAAGCUACGCAGGAGGAAAACUUGGUAAACAUGGCCGCCAGACGGGUGUCCCUAGCGCCAGUCAAUCGAGCUAAUAUCCAAAGUCGUAGCAUGUCAUGGAGAAAUGGUAGCUUGCACUGGGGACGUCUUGGCUACGAAGGUGAGGAAGACCGCAUGGAACAUCCUCAUCACCUGCACAUUGCACAGACAUUCUUCCCAUCAUGCAUCUGUGCUGCAGUACUUCCUAUUCUGCACCUACUGGACGACCAGGAUGUCAAUGAAGAUGGUAUCUCAGUGACGGAGGUGGCCAGCAAAGUGAUCUGGGACUGUAUAGUGGAGGAUCCAGUGUUGUUCCUCCGACACUUCCUAGAGAAGCUCACUCACAAAGACAGACAGGAGGAGCUGAUGUUCCUGCUGAGGAAGCUGGUGCUGUACAUCCGCCAGCUGCCGGCCCAGACAGCCCACUCCCUCUUCAACUACCUGAUCGGCUACGUGAUGUUCUACGUGAGGUCUCCAUGUGAGGGAGGACAAGAAGCCAUUGCUGGUGCUCUCAGUCUGCUAUGGAUGGUGACGCCGUGUGUGGAGGGCAUCUACUUCAAGGAUCUGAAGCAGACCCUGAAGAAGGAGCAAUGUGAUCCCUACCUGCUGGUGUCAGCGUAUGUUGCCAGCGCCAAGAAGAUCCUGGUUCAUGGCCCCGACCUGUCCAGCAUCCCCUCCCAGCUGCCGAUACACGAGGACACCCAGUUCUCCCAGAUCCUGUCGGAAGGCCUGGAGUUCUUCAACAUCCCCGAGGACCAGGUGGACUCCCACUUCCUGGUGGACACCAAGACCUACCAGAUCCAGAAUCUCAACUCCUACGUCCGAGACUUCUACUUCUUCCGACGGAACUUCUAUCCUCAGCUGAGUCUCGUCCGCAUGAACCCUGAUGACGCCUUCCUAGCUCUGCAAAAAAGGGUUUUCACUCUGAAGUUUGUGGACAUCGGCAAGGUGCUGUUCACCACGGCAGUGCUUGGGAGCACCCCACAACACCAGAUCCAGAACCAUGUCUCAUUCCUGCACGAGGAGUUCCUCAAACACCCAGCAUUUCCACGGAAAGCCCUGGAAGCGGAAUUUGACAUGUACCAUGGGCCCUGGGGAAAGGAACUGUACGGGAUGGACACACUACACAAGUACACUUGGACAAAGCUUAUGACGAAAAUGUUCGACUCCAUGUCGCCUACGUUUGCCUGGUCCAAUGAUAUGCUACUGUUCCUCAACGUCAUCAAUGGCACCAUCGUGCUGCUGUUUGAAGACACGGCCAUCCUGCGCUACUGUCUGGCCUCCCUCAUCAACACCUCCAGGCACUUCAAACACAUCUUCUCCACCAACGGGUUUCUCUACAUUAUGCCGACUCUACUGCGAGUGUACAGCAACAACCAGCCCAACCUGGUGCUGAAGAAAGCCAUCCACUUUGUGUGCCGCCAGUUCUACAUCCUCCACAGAAAACCCUUCAUACUGCAGAUGUUUGGCAGUGUGGCCCCGAUACUGGAUAUGACCUGUGCUGCUGGAGGCAUUAUUGACUGUAGCAAGGUCCAGCCCAGUUCCUUGUUCAAGCUGCUCCUGGCUCUGGAGAAAGACGGCCCCGACACGCUGGGCACGCUGGACCUUGUCCGAGGAGAGAAGCCGCUCAAGGCUCUGGAUUUCUGCUACGAGAACGACUCCGACACCUUCAACAUGCUGGAUGUGAUCAACAUGUGCAUCACUGUGAUCGCCUACUCCCCGGACUCCUUCCGCAGCGGUCAGAUGCUGACUGUGCUGGAGGUGUUGGUGCCCCGGUACCUGCAACAUCUGAAGAGAGAGACAACUCAGAGAGACAACCCCAGCGCCGCCCGUGCCGAGAUCUCUCUCAUCUCCAGCAUCGCAUCCUCGCUCCGAUCCCUCAUCAGCUGCUGUGAAUACUUCACCAGGAACAUGAGCAUCCCCCAGCGCUACGUGGAGGCGGUUAACACCAGCAAGCCCGUACAGAAUCACAGCGUCCACUCCCUCACGAUGGACGACAGGGAGGACUCCCAUGCCAGCCGUUACAUGGAGGAAGGUCGCAGAAAGGCCUUCACCCCUGACCCUGAAGACCUUGAACUUCGCACUGAGUUCAGGAAGCCGCGGGAUUCCAUUCUGUCCAUUCUCGCGGAGUUCUACACAACAAGCGUCAGUCGACUGCGGGAACUGAGGAAGAUCCUGGCCGACCCUAACUUCAGAACCCCCGACCUGCUGGACCACAAGACACACAAUAGGCUGGCUGAAAUCGCCCACACGUUGCUGAAGCUGGCCCCGUACGACCCUCUCACCAUGAGAUGUACCGGCCUACAGAGGUACAUGGCCGAGAUCCUGCCUUCCACGGACUGGUCCCAGGAGCUGAUCCGCCCCGCCCUUAACCUCAUCCUCCGUAGGCUGGACAGGCUGUUCACCAAACUCUCCAAGAAACCUGCACUCAGGAGACAGACAGACUGGGAAGCUGCGGCGAAUAUUCUGAAAGGUGUGUACUUGACGCUGAGGAAGUUCCUGUACAUCGCCCACCUGCCACACCUCAAGACCCUGGUGAGUGUCCUGAUCAGCAUCCUGCUGUCUGGGUCCAGCUCCUUCUCCAGCAUGUCGGACAACUUCCCCAGCCAGCACGGCAGCCAUCGCAGUGAGCACAGCACCAGCCACAUCGAGAUCCCUGCCUUAUUCUGCUCCUCCGUCGUCAAGCUGGUUGCUAUGCAGAUGCAAGCUCUGGGAGAACAGUGGACCCUGGAGCAGAUCUGCGGUGGACCAUCAUCGUUCCAGACAACAGACAAGACACUCAACAUGCUGGUCAACUUCAUCUUGCCACUCUGCAUCCGAGUUGGGUGUGGUCGGAGAGACAUCCCGAAGUUGGAAGAGAGAGAUGUGGUGUUUAUUCUGACUCUCAUCACCAAUCUGUUGAGUCCGUCAUCGAAGACUCCGGCCACGCAGAACAACACGAAGAACACCCUGACCAUCAACGAGUACGGCAGGUGCAGCAGCCUCUCCAACACCGACAAGAACACGGCCAAGCUGGUCAGCGAUCACCAGCAACAGGUGGCCUAUGUAGGCCUGGAGAUUCUUCUCAUCUGUUUUGACAAGCAGCUGGCGUCUGAGUGGCACAGAGUGUCCAAGUGUAUCCAGAUGCUGGCGUCCAAGGGGAAAGUGAGCCUGCCACUGUGGAAGUUCCUGGACUUCCUCGUCACUCACAGACCGUCCUUGUUCCUGUUGCUGCAGACCUUUGUCCAGUUCAGGAUGAUGAAGGUGAACUGUGACACGGCCCAGGAGUACUACCUCCAGCAGACCGUGAAGGACAAGCUCAUGGGGUACAGCUUCACCCACCCCAAGUCUGUGGGGACCAUCCUGCUGCACCUGGCCACAGACCUGAAGGCUCUCCGCGACGACCUGCCCAACAGCACUGGGGCAGGUUACCGAUCAAGAACUGCAACUUUUGCGACAGAUCACUCGGACUACUCCCACACCCACCCCGACCACCGUCCACGGACCAGCAUCACCGAGAUCACGGCCGAGAUCCUCGGACACCCCAAACCUAACCUGGCCGGUGUUGGCAAAAGAGCCAGCAGAGGCACCAUCUUCUCCCAGUCCAGCACCACCUCCAGCGCCCCGAUGAGGCAGACCACCGUGGUAUCAAGUGAUGGCAACGACAGCCCCACCGUGACACGGAGGAAGUCCAGCAAGCGCAUCUCCACCAAGGAGGGCACUCGUAUCCUGGAGAAGUUCAACAGGAAAAACACAGUUGAUGAUACGUCGCCUGAGCCUCCAACGCCGACCUCACCUCGGCUCCAGCGCCAAGCGACCAUCUGUCUGAGAGGGCACCUGUCUAAGCAGACGAGUCUUGAUGACCCUGCCAGAGUGGUGUUUGAGAAUGAAGAAGUGGACACUGCCAAUGGAGCAGCCGGUGGUCGUCUGGCCGACCCGGACCUCGUGGCUGCACUGGCAGGGCUGGAGUCCGACCCAGGAACUCAUCGCCUACAAAGACAAGAUGCCAAGAGCAGAAAGACCUUCAAAAUCAAGCGUACCAAAACCAAGACCUCGACCAAUAUCCGGCGGUUCAUGUCUGCGAGACGUGGCCGGUAUGAAGUGAGCGACCAUGAGGGAAGUAGUGAAGACUCGCCGAUUCGGACACCAGGGAGAAUGUCUGACACAGCGGUCGUGUUCCAUGACCGAUCGUCCUUCACGCUCCGCCGCCCGGGGGUCGCAGUGGCCCGCUCUGUCGAAACCAUUCCUGAAUCUGUGGAAGUGAAGACAAGUCGUCCCCGUUUUGUGCCACGGUCAAAGUCCCAUGACGACCCUUCUCUCGAUCCUCGCCCUCCCACUGGACGUAUAUAUCGGCAGGGUGCUCGCAUUGUGCGUUCCCGCUCGCCUUCUCUUAGCCCUGCCUCCAGCCCACAACCCACACGCAGACCACCUCCUCCGCUCGACGCCGCAUCACCACAGGCAUAUGUUGUCACUCGAUGCGACUCCUCCGACUCUCUGAGUGCUAACGAGAGCUCCGCCCUGCUCCGAGAUGACGACAAGAGCAAGUCGAUGAGCUCAUUGUACUAUGCUGACGAGGAUGUUCCAACCAAGACUCGUGUGGUGUAAUGUGAAUAUGUCUGAUGUGUAUUGCUACUGUUAACAUCCUAGUUGCAGUGUUGUGAUGUCACGUAGACAUGUGCUUCAUUUUCUCACAUUCCUACUCUGUCUAGUCCAAGUCAAAGGAGUACAUACCAAUAGACAUACCGGUAGUACUCACAUCAAGUCAUGUUGUCCUUAAUUUGUUUUCAAAAUAUGUUUUACAUGAAUAUGUAUUACCUAAUGAUAUCAGAAGGAGGUGUCUUCUUGAGAAUUUGAAAUGCCCUGAAAGUAACUGUGCUUUGCAAAGUUUUUGUUAAAUGUUUAAUAGAUAUUGCGUUAUAAACAAUCAUAUGACAUCAAUGUGAAAAAGUAUUUGUUUUUUAAAUAUGUUAAAUUUUUUGUCGUGUUCAGAAAGUAUUAUAGAUGAAUCUUUUCAUUCUUACAGAGAUGCACGUCACUUAUACAAUAAAUUGUCUUGAAAGUUUUCUAAGUUUUAUAACUAUUUGAAAAUAUAUAUAAAUGUUGAUGAUAAAGAAAGAAUAUUGUACAAAUAAACAAUAUCUCCUGUAUUUUCAUGUAGUGCAAGUUCUUCAAUGCAAAGACAUUUCAGAAAAAAACAUUUGCUAAUAUUUCGUGCUUCCUUCAAUUUGUAGCCUGAAACUUAUCCCACGCUUGGCUUCCAUUAUAGCAUUCAAUGUGAUAGCAGUGAUCCUAUUUCACACAAGGGCAUAUUGUGGUAUUGUUAAUCUAUUGACUCUACACAUGGACAUAUUGCUGUGGUAUUGUUAAUCUAUUGACUCUACACAUGGACAUAUUGCUGUGGUAUUGUUAAUCUAUUAACUCUACACAUGGACAUAUUGCUGUGGUAUUGUUAAUCUAUUGACUCUACACAUGGACAUAUUGCUGUGGUAUUGUUAAUCUAUUAACUCUACACAUGGACAUAUUGCUGUGGUAUUGUUAAUCUAUUGACUCUACACAUGGACAUAUUGCUGUGGUAUUGUUAAUCUAUUGACUCUACACAUGGACAUAUUGCUGUGGUAUUGUUAAUCUAUUGACUCUACACAUGGACAUAUUGCUGUGGUAUUGUUAAUCUAUUGACUCUACACAUGGACAUAUUGCUGUGGUAUUGUUAAUCUAUUGACUCUACACAUGGACAUAUUGCUGUGGUAUUGUUAAUCUAUUGACUCUACACAUGGACAUAUUGCUGUGGUAUUGUUAAUCUAUUGACUCUACACAUGGACAUAUUGCUGUGGUAUUGUUAAUCUAUUGACUCUACACAUGGACAUAUUGCUGUGGUAUUGUUAAUCUAUUGACUCUACACAUGGACAUAUUGCUGUGGUAUUGCUAAUAUUUACACAUAAUGUUUUUCAGAGACUUGUGA
Molecule: messenger RNA, 11949 nt
Organism: Haliotis rufescens (red abalone)
Lineage: Eukaryota; Metazoa; Mollusca; Gastropoda; Lepetellida; Haliotidae
Product: protein unc-80 homolog
Exons: 58
Coding region: 180-10595 (3471 amino acids)
Biological process (GO): monoatomic cation homeostasis
Cellular component (GO): cation channel complex; axon
Molecular function (GO): monoatomic cation channel activity
Source: RefSeq, a predicted model, not a curated record